This is a messenger RNA of Diprion similis, 1669 nucleotides long. Its product is annotated as PAT complex subunit CCDC47. Gene Ontology annotation, biological process: endoplasmic reticulum calcium ion homeostasis. Lineage: Eukaryota; Metazoa; Arthropoda; Insecta; Hymenoptera; Diprionidae. Gene Ontology annotation, cellular component: endoplasmic reticulum. The record is from RefSeq and is a predicted model, not a curated record. The transcript is spliced from 4 exons. Bases 150 to 1553 code for a protein of 467 amino acids. Gene Ontology annotation, molecular function: calcium ion binding.
CAGACACUUUCAAGGCGCUUGGCACGACGUACGGAUCUGCUAAGAGUAGUGUGUAUGUGUAAUAGUUUUCACGUAGGCAAUAAUUCGUAAAUUUAACCCAGUUAUUCACCGAGUACUUAGCGUCCCAAUUUAAUUGUACAAAGUAAACAAUGAGGCUGUGGUUGGUAGCGCUACAUAUAGCGCUUGUUGGUACCAAUUUAUGGGUGACAGCACACUUCCAGGAGGAGCUUCCCGAAGACAAUGAAUUUGCAGAAUUUGAGGAUUUUGAGGAAGAAAAACCAAAUCUUGGUGUGCCUGAUGAUUUAGUUGAACAAUUUAGUGAGGCUGAAUUAACCGAUGGAUUCGAGGAAGACGACGUACUAGUUGAAGACGGAGAUAGCGAGUUUGAUCAUUUUCAAGACGAAGAAGAAUUUGAAGGAUUAGACGCGACCGGAGUUAACGCCGGCCCCAAAUCAGACGAACCAUCCACGUUAACGAUCACAAAAGUUCCUCUUCACCUGCGCGCAAGAUGGGAUAGUUUCUAUUUAGAAAUCCUUAUGGUUGCUGGGCUACUUGUUUAUUUCAUAAAUUACGUAGCUGGUCGAUCUAAAAAUUGUAGAAUUGCUGAAACCUGGUUGAAUGACCACAAACAGUUACUCAUAGACAAUUUCUCAUUGGUGGGUGACAGUGGCAAACUGAACGAUGAAGUCUCUGAAAACGGACUAGUCAAAGAAAGCGAAUCUCAGUAUAGUUUAUAUUGCUCUGGUAGAGUAGGAUGUGAAUCAAUGUUGAUAGAGUUGAAGUUGAUCAAGAGACAAGAUCUGGUUGCAGUACUGGCGCAACUAGUAAGACCUCAAAACGACCAGGUACACUUUAAUAUUGAAUUGCCAAAAGAUGAUAUAGACACUUUUGUCUUAGCCAUUGCGGCAAAGAGAACAGCCACACAUUUAGUAAGAGAUAUGGCAGAUGUCUGCGUUUAUUGCCCUGAGAAGCGGCCUGGAGAAAAAUUUGGUCUUCCAGUUGGAUUCUAUGUGAUGUCAGAAAUUGCUGAGGCGGCCUCUGCUAUCUUGGACACCAGAGUAUUACAAGCAUUUACAAAGUAUGCUCCAUACAUCGACUACAUUCAUAUUAGCGACCAAUUCAGUGGACCCAAACAACAGGAAGAUGCGUCGCAACUUAACAUGCCUGAGGUAAAGAGAGUUCUCCUAGUUGGUCUUAAUAUCAACAUCAAAGGUCGAACAUCUACUCCCGAAGCACAGGAGCAAAUGCGACCGUUGCUACAACUGACAUUUUAUCUGUUGGAUAAAUUACGGCGAUUCAAAUUAUCCAAAGAGGGAAAAAAUAAGGCUGAUAAAAAUCGUCUGCGAGUGGAGGAAGCUUUUCUAAAGACAACACAUGCGGCCCGAGCUGAAGCGGCUGCGCAACGCCGUGAGGAUCGCAGAAGAGCAGAAAAAGAAAGAAUUCUACAGGAAGAAGAUCCUGACAAGCAAAGAAAGUGGGAGGAAAAAGAGCAACGGAGACUCGCUAAAAAACGUGCACCGAGAAUGAAGCAACUUAAAGUCAAGGCAUUGUGACAUGGUUUCAAUUAGUUGGGGCGCAAAAUUGUAAAAUUUCUUCAGUCACAAACUAUUUCAUAUCUUCAAUGAUUAUCGUAUUUUCAUAUUGAUGAGUAAAUAUUUUUAGUCUAAAA